GUGCCUUUUCAUGAAACCAGUCCACUCUGACUCGGGGGAUAAAAUCAUGGGAAAACAGUAGCCACAGCCAGAAGUACAAAUUUGGGGUGGAGGAAGGAGCGGUUCUCGUAAUCUUCUCAUGAUAUAAAGGGAUGUCUAUUCCGAGCAUCCUAAAUUUAAGCUACAAAAAUAUUUUUUUACGAACUGUCCCAUUCAGCCUUGGAAAUGAAAUAUUUGCAGAACUCCAUCACAACACUUUGCUGUGUUUAAAGGACUCAGCCAAUGCCACAGGGAAGGAGCAGAACUCCAUGCAGGAGAAGCUAAGGAGUCUGCGUUACCUUCAGCCAGUCCAGGAAGUGAAGGAGGAACUGGCCCAGCGCAGUGAGAACAAUCUCGUGAAGGAUGGAGAGACGGUGACUAUGAGGAAGACUGAGCAUACAGCAUGACAGUCAUCAAGUGAUAUCGAUUUUUGGGCAUGGCUGUAGUCAUCUUGAGGAAGAUAGGAGGCAGAAAGCAGAAACUCCUGGAGCUAGAAAGAUUAAUAUUAAAAUUGGAAGUUUGUAUCUCUCGCUCGAUUCUGGAAAUUGAAUGUAAUGGCAACAGAAUUUAUAAAGAGUUGCUGUCAAGGAUGUUUUUAUGGUGAAACAGAAAAGCACGACUUGUCCAUGGAAAGAGACUUCCAAACAGCCGCCUCCGAUAGCUACAGUACCCCUGUCUGUGUACCUCCCAUGACCGCUGUUUCCGUAAGGCCUCAGGUUGGCUGUUCUGAGGAUUAUUUACUUUCCAGAUUACCAUCUGAUGGCAAGCAAGUACCGUUUGUGGUGCCCAGGUUUAAGUUAUCUUAUAUUCAGCCCAGGAUACAAGGAACUGCUUCGCAUCUAGAAGAACUUGAAGGAUCUGCCAGAGCAUCUUUUGGAGAUCGAAAGGCAGAACUUUCUGGCUCAUUCCAUCCUGGACCCAGUUAUGACGUCUAUAACCCGUUCUAUGUGAAUCAGCGCGUUUCACCAGAUUUGAGCCGGCGCUUUCCUCCUUGUUUAGAAGCGACAAGAUUAUAUGGAUCAGCUUGUGACUUAAGGACCAACAAACUCCCUGGUUCUUCCGGGCUAAGCAAGUCCAUGUUCGAUCUUACAAGCUCAUCGCAGAAGUUCACCCAGAGACAUGAUUCACUGUCCAGUGUGCCCAGUAGCUCUUCGUCGAGGAAGAAUUCUCAGGGGAGUAACAGAAGCUUGGAUACUAUCACUCUAUCAGGAGACGAAGGAGACUGUGGGAGAUUGAACGUGAAGGUGUUUUACAAUUCUUCCGCAGAGCAGAUCUGGAUCACAGUGUUGCAGUGCAAAGAUUUAAGUUGGCCCUCCAGCUGUGGCGAUACUCCUGCCGUUUCUGUAAAAGGAGUACUGACUUUGCCCAAACCAGUGCAUUUCAGAUCUUCAGCCAAGGAAGCCUCCAGCACUAUUGAAUUUAUGGAAACUUUUGUAUUUGCUAUUAAACUCCAAAGUCUGCAAACUGCAAGGCUUGUGUUUAAGAUUCAAACCCAGACCCCCAGGAAAAAAACCAUUGGGGAGUGCUCGCUGUCACUCAGGGCUCUCAGCACACAGGAAGUCGAUUACUCUUUGGAUAUAAUGCCACCUUCAAAGAUGUCUGUUUGCCAUGCAGAACUUGAACUGGGGACUUGUUUCCAAGCGGUAAAUAGCAGGAUUCAGUUGCAGAUUCUCGAGGCACAGUACCUUCCAAGCUCAUCAACACCUCUGACUUUGAGUUUUUUUGUGAAGGUGGCAAUGUUUAGCUCAGGAGAGCUGAUUUACAAGAAGAAGACACGCUUACUGAAGGCUUCCAAUGGAAGAGUCAAGUGGGGGGAGACUAUGAUUUUUCCACUUGUACAGAAUGAAAAAGAAAUUGCUUUUCUCAUUAAGCUUUAUAGUCGAAGCUCUGUAAGAAGAAGACACUUUGUGGGCCAGAUUUGUGUAAGCGAAGACAGUAAUAACACAGAAGCAGCAAACCAGUGGAAAGAGACAGUUACAAAUCCCGAAAAGGUUGUUAUCCAGUGGCACAAAUUAAAUCCAUCUUGAAGACUUCACAUGUUAUUUGGUGAAGAAUUUGACAUUCUUUUAGAAGACUUGUGAUUUCAAUUUGCUACCAAUGAGAAGAGACAAAUCAAUAUAUUUCUCAAGUUAUUUAUGGAGGUCAUAAUUGUAGUAUAUAAUGGACCUGUUAGAAUACUGAACUUGAUAAAAAGUGGUAUGAAUUAGAUCAGAUAUCCAAAGUAAAGGAAAUGUUUAAAAACUAUUCCAAAAUAGACAAUAAAAUAAAAUGGUUGUAUUAUUAGGGCAACUAAAUACAUUUAAAGAAUUAAUGAGAAUGUCAACCAUGGGUAGUUACUGCCAUAUUAUAUUUAUAGGUUAUUUUCAAGCUUUACCUAGAUAUUCUUAAUGUAGUAUAUCAAGUUCUCUGUUGGUACUAUUACACAUUUAGAAGACUUGACCACUAUUUCAGUGCUAAUCAUUACUGAUUAUAUCUUAACUUCACUGUUUACUUCUUGCUACAUAUUUUUCUCUCAGAUAGCAAAAAUUUCUGCUAAUGAGUAGACCAAGUGCUCUGUGUUCGUGGUCUUUCAUUUUCCUCCCUCUCGCCUUGUCUCCCACAUGCCAGGAAAUGGACGGUGACAUUUUAGGCCAGAAGUACCCUUUGGCACAGCUCCAGCAUGCCCUCUUCAUUCUGGUUCCUCUGCUCUGUGUAUCUUACUGAGAUUUUUCCAAAUGAACACUUAAUUCCCCUUAGCCUAGACAUUGCCUCCUCAAGCUAUAACACGUACGUACUUCACAAGCGCUUUGCUCCUAAUGACUAGAGUCUGUGGUGCGCUGGUGGUGUUGACAGGGGCUCUCUGUGCAUUUUGAAAUAUUUUAAAAAUUUUAUGUAUUGAAUUUUAGAGAGUAAGAGGAAGGGGAGAGAGAGGGAAAGAGAAAGGAAGAAAGAGGUAUCAAUUUGUUGUUCUACUUACGUCUUUGUUGAGUCUUGCAUGUGCCCUGACUGGGGAUCGAACCCACAACCUUGACAUAGCAGGGUGACACUCUAACCAACUGAGCUACCCAGCUAGGGCUGAAAUACUUUUUUCGAUUUGUGAAAAAUGGCAUAUUGGUCAGUUCUCAAAUGGACUUUUAAGAUAAAUCACCUUGUGUGGUAGUCUGUUGAAUCUUUGAGACAAAUGGCGACUAUUUCAAAUAAAUUUUUAAAAUAGACUUUGUUUCUGGUUCACAGCAAAGUUGAGAGGAGGGCACAGAGAGUUCCCUCAUGUCCCCUCGCUCCACACAAGCACAGCCUCCCCCACUCUUAGCAGCUGCAC
This is a messenger RNA of Pteronotus mesoamericanus, 3316 nucleotides long. RefSeq names its product tandem C2 domains, nuclear (gene TC2N). The record is from RefSeq and is a predicted model, not a curated record. Gene Ontology annotation, cellular component: nucleus. NCBI's taxonomy places the organism in Eukaryota, Metazoa, Chordata, Mammalia, Chiroptera, Mormoopidae. The coding region runs from base 573 to 2045 and encodes 490 amino acids. The transcript has 12 exons.